Molecule: messenger RNA, 919 nt
Organism: Aphis gossypii (cotton aphid)
Lineage: Eukaryota; Metazoa; Arthropoda; Insecta; Hemiptera; Aphididae
Exons: 3
Coding region: 195-812 (205 amino acids)
Source: RefSeq, a predicted model, not a curated record
AUUAUAAAUUUUUAACAAAUGAAAUAUUACGAUGUAGUUACCAAUAAACCAUAGCCUUGAUUUGAAUUAAACUGUGGUUUGACACCAGUUCCAGUCUGAUACAGUCUAUACGAAAAUACGGUUCAGUAGUUCUACAUCAUCCUAACAGUAGUUUUUUUCCAAAACAGAUAUCUUCGUUUGUACAAAAAUUGAAAAUGGGAUUGAUCUUAUUAGUUUAUUUAAUAUUAAUAACAACGACAGUUAUUAACAUAUUAGCAACUACUAUACCAGAACAAAAUGAAAUAAAUAGGAUGCCGAAAUCACUAUUAGAAAAAGUUCUUUAUCCUAGAACUAAAAUCCAAUCUACAAUAAACCACCAUUCUACCGAACUACAUAAUUCAUUUGGUGUUUCUGGAAAUGUUGGAAUUGGAUUUCAUUUUGGGACUGGUUAUAGAAUAAAAAAUGGCGAUGGAAAAGAAGAUCAAGAAAUUGUACAUAACAAAAUUUAUGAUAAAUAUUUGGGUACUAGUUUUGGUUUUGGAUCAUUGGGUAAUAAUAAAAAAGGCCAUGUUGAAAACAUCGAACAAUCAGUUUCGGCAGAUCAAAACACUAUUUAUCACGAUGAAGUUAAUUUAGUCGAUCAAGAGUCUGACAAUGAACUAAUUCCAACUACAACAACAACAGCAAAACCAAAGGCCGGAGUCUUUAGAAAAAUCAGUAACUAUUGGGCAGCUGAACAAUCAGAACCCAAAAGUGACUAUACCAGCAGCGGUAUUUUUAAAUGGAGUAUGCAAAAAUUAAAAAACAAAAAUAAUAUAGGAACACCAAGAUAAAAAAAUCUUAACAUGCCUAUUUUUUUGUAAAUCUAUAGUAUUGUUAUUAUAUUAUAUAAUAAUUAGCUAGAUACUUACAAAAUUAUUUUUUAAUUUUAAUAUUACAA